GAUUCUCCACGUUUGUUUUUGUUAUCAGAAAGUUUACUGUGCCAAAGUUUGGGGUAUGUGGAGCGUUUCAGAUCAGCAUUAUCUCGUAAAGCAAUGUAUUUCCGUCAAACCUUAAGUUGACUUAGUUUACCUGAAACCCCGUGUGUCGCCCACUACUCACCGGAAAUAAAUACAUAUCGUCGCCUCUGUUAUUAUCUGUAAAAGUGACCGUGUUUUCGCUAAAAGGCCUGUUAGUCUGAUGAACAAGAGCUCACCGUGGCUUUAACGGAGAAACUUGACUUGAAACCAAGCACGACUUUCGGAUUUAACCCAGCACGUUUUGUCUGGAAACGCAACAAGAAGUUGAGCUGGGUGGUUCUAACACUAUGUAUGAAGAGACCUGGAGCAUCUCCAAGGCUGAACUGACACACCGUAGUUACAGAACAAAGCACAAGUAAUGGACCUGGCUGAGGAGAAGCCGGAUCCUGCUGCCAUCGCGGCUCAUGGCUCUACUCUGGAUCGUCCGCAGGUUGUGAACCCUCUACCCCCUGAGGUGACGAAUCCCAACAAGCCAGGCCGAAGGACCAACCAGCUGCAGUACAUGCAGAGCAUCGUGAUAAAGGCACUAUGGCGUCACCAGUUUGCCUGGCCUUUUCAUCAACCGGUUGAUGCGGUUGCUCUUGGACUGCCAGACUAUCAUGAUAUCAUAAAAUCUCCCAUGGACCUGGGAACCAUAAAGCAACGACUAGAAAACAACUAUUACUGGAGUGCCUCUGAAUGUAUGCAAGACAUCAACACUAUGUUCACUAACUGCUACAUCUACAAUAAGCCUACAGAUGACAUAGUGCUCAUGGCUCUGGCUUUGGAAAAGAUUUUCUUGAAAAAAGUUGCCCAGAUGCCAGAAGGGGAAGUGGAGCUUUUACCUCAUGGCAGUAAAGUGAAGGUCAAAAAAAGUAGCAUUCCAGGUAGACAAGAUGGAACUGGGAUGACAAGUUCAUCAGUCAAACAGUCAUCACAGAUUGCCAUGAAAAAGAAGAAAGUGCUUAAGAGGAAGGAGUUCGACGAUGCUGAUUUGCCCUCAGAUGGUUAUCUAUCAGACAGCAAGAGGAGGCGUGAAGGAGCCGAUCGAGCCCUGGGUUACACAACGAAUGACUCUGAAGAAAGGGAGACACUGGAACAAGAGGCUACACAGGGCAGACUGAGUGAACAGCUCAAGUACUGCAACGAUAUCUUAAAGGAAAUGCUCUCGAGGAAACACUGGGCCUACGCGUGGCCUUUCCGCAAUCCAGUGGAUGCUGAGGCGCUGCAGCUCCACGAUUACCACGACAUCAUCAAGUAUCCCAUGGAUCUCAGCACCAUCAAAAAAAAGAUGGACAGACGGGAGUACAAGGAUGUGCAAGCCUUUGCUGCGGAUGUUCGAUUGAUUUUUUCAAACUGCUACAAAUACAACCCUCCAAACCUUGACGUUGUCGCUAAAGCUAAAAAACUUCAGGGUGUGUUUGAGCAGAGGUUUGCGAAGAUGCCCGAGGAGCCCGUGUAUAUUUCACCAUCGGCCACUUUGUCCAGUAAGACCUGCGAUAAGUCCGAGUCUGCAGAGCAAAAUGCCAGUCGACUCGCUGAGUUGCAGGAACAGGUGGGUAUAAAACAGCUCAAAGUCGUUCAUGACCAGCUCACUGCACUCUCUGAAGCCCCUGUGAAUAAACCGAAGAAGAAGAAAGAGAAGGAAAAGAGAGAGGACAACUCCAGCUGCUCGUGGAGGGGAGGCAGGGACUGCGAUUCGGACGAUGACUCAUUGCCAAUGACGUACGAUGAGAAGCACCAGCUGAGCCUGGACAUCAACAGGUUACCCGGCAUGAAGCUGGGUCGAGUGGUGCACAUCAUUCAGACACGGGAGCCCUCGGUGUGCGACGCCAACCCAGACGAGAUUGAGAUCGACUUUGAGAUACUGAAGCCGUCCACUCUGCGGAAACUGGAGCAGUAUGUCAAGUCGUGUCUGUACAAGAAGUUCAGGAAGUUUCAAAAGAAAAGUGGUCGAGCUGCUUCUCACCAUCUCGGCAGCAGCAGUUCUUCAGAAUCUGCCACCAGUACUUCCACCGACUCCAGUUCGGAAAACAGUGAUUCAUAACACACCACAGCUUUUUUAUGUUCUUUGGUGAGACACAAGCUAAACUUUUUUUUGUUUUGUUUUUUUACUUUUAUACAUUUUAAAUUAAACUACUUGCACUUUUGAUCUGUGUUCAGU
This is a messenger RNA of Sphaeramia orbicularis (orbiculate cardinalfish), 2221 nucleotides long. RefSeq names its product bromodomain-containing protein 3-like. Gene Ontology annotation, biological process: chromatin remodeling; regulation of DNA-templated transcription. The record is from RefSeq and is a predicted model, not a curated record. Lineage: Eukaryota; Metazoa; Chordata; Actinopteri; Kurtiformes; Apogonidae. Gene Ontology annotation, cellular component: chromatin; nucleus. Bases 437 to 2104 code for a protein of 555 amino acids. The transcript is spliced from 11 exons.